AUGGGCCAAGAAGGAGUUCGAACCAGCGGUGUUCCUUCACCGGAAGAGGAGAAGCCUCUUCUCAAGACUGCGCACCGCAAGAUUGAUAAGAGAUUGUUGAUUUGGUACUCCUUUGUGUACCUCAUCAUGCGAAUCCACGUCAGCAACAUCAGUAACGCAGCCAUUAUCAACUUGGAACAGGGAACAGGUAUCAGGAAGCAACUGGGCAACUUGACUAGUUCUCAGUGGGCCUGGGCUUUGAGUAUAUUCUACUACCCUUACAUGUUCUUUGAACCACUUGCGACCCUUGCACUUAAGAGGUUUUCGCCUUCUAUCUGGAUGAGUCGGAUUAUGGUCACAUGGGGAAUUAUUUCCAUGUGUCAAGGUGCGACGCAGAACUACGCAGGCAUCUUAGCCUGUCGCUUCUUUCUUGGACUUGCCGAAGCUGGGUUUUAUCCAGGAGUUUUGUAUCACUUGAGCUUUUGGUACCCAACGCACAAGUUGCCUCUUCGAAUUGGGUUUUUCUAUGCCUGUGGAAUGUUCUCUGGGACAAUAAGCGGCUUACUAGCAUAUACCAUCUCUUUCAUGAAUGGUGUUGGCGGUCUUGCUGGUUGGAGAUGGCUUUUUAUCCUGGAAGGCAUUCCUGCCAUUCUCUGCGGUAUCUACACGUUCUUCUUCCUGCCAAACUGCAAUUCUGACGAGCCAAAAGAUCCCGAAACUGUUACGUUCCUCACCGAGUCCGAGAGGGAGGUAGUGUUAGCCGACCUUCCUGACCAGGCGCCCAGUAUGAAGGCCAAGACGGUAAACUUCCAACAAAUCAAGGACCUUUUCCGCAAUCCUACCUUCGUUCCUUUUCUGAUGAUUUGGAUUACACACGGCAUCGGCGGAUGGGGCAUUUCUUUCGUUCUGCCUACAGUUAUUUACGAACUCGGCAUUUCAAACACGGCAAUCUCUCAAGUCAUGACAAUGCCGCCAUUCACGCUCGUGUUUGUUAUUUUACUAUCUCUAGCAUUCCUUGUUCACACUCGGAGGCUUAGUCCGUGGGUUGCAGGUCUCGGCCUGGAGAGUGCUCAGAUCAUCUGCUACAUUCUGCUCAUCACAGUCAAACAUCCUAUCGCCAAGUACAUCUUUGUUAUGAUUGCUACGGCCGCAUCGCAAAGUUUCUUUGCUAUAAUCUGGCCCGAGCGUAUCCGAGCUGCGAAAGGAACAACCACCGCUGGUCUGGCUAUCGGUAUCACCAACGCUUCUUGUCAGUUGAUGGGGAUAGUGGGCCCUCAAAUCUACCAGCCAAAAUUUGGACCGACCUACCGCGUCAGCUACUCCUGCUCCAUCGGUCUGCUUUGUGGGACGCUUUUAUCCGUAUCCAGCGCUUGGUACUUCGUCGCAAGACAAGACAAGCAAGAGGAGCGCCUGGGGACUAGUUCGGUUGAGUCGGAUAUUGACAACAGUGUCCAGGACAAAACACAGGCUCAAGGGGAGAAAGCAUAG
Molecule: messenger RNA, 1467 nt
Organism: Colletotrichum truncatum
Lineage: Eukaryota; Fungi; Ascomycota; Sordariomycetes; Glomerellales; Glomerellaceae
Product: high-affinity nicotinic acid transporter
Biological process (GO): transmembrane transport
Cellular component (GO): membrane
Molecular function (GO): transmembrane transporter activity
Source: RefSeq, a predicted model, not a curated record